GCCGACCAUUUUUCAUACAUCGAUUUAUUUACUUUUCUAUCUUGUCCUAAAGAGAUCAAAUAAAACAGACCAAACCCUCCAAGCCAACCAAUCACAUGACUUCGCGACGGGCAGCGCGUUUCUCUCCACCGCCGCAGUCUAGAUCCUUCCUCUCCAAGUCCAGCACCAGCCAACCCCACCCAUGGAUUCCAACUCCAACAACCCCAUCAAUCUCACCUCCAUACUCGAUGGCCUGAACUUCGCGCAGAGCAAUGCGGUCGCCUCGCCCGCCCCAAUCCUCCAGGUCCUGGCGCCCCCGGGCUCGGGGAAAACCAAGACCCUGACGGCCCGCGUCGCGUACCUGCUCGCGUACCACGGCUACCGCCCGCAGGAUGUCAUCUGCUGCACCUUCACCAUCAAGGCGAGUCGCGAGAUGCGCGAGCGGCUGGGGAAAUUGGUCGGCGAGCAGGUCCAGUCGAGGCUUAUUCUGGGGACGUUUCAUUCGAUCUGUCGGAGGUAUUUGGUAAGGUAUGGGCAUUUGAUUGGGUUGAGGAAGGGGUUCGGGAUUGCGGAUUCGAGUGAUAGUUUGGCUGUUCUGAGGAGAAUCGUCAAGCGCUUGCAGCUGAGCAUCCAACCGAAUACCGCCCGAUCGCGUAUCUCGCACCAGAAAGCCCACGGCGUCAGUCCCGACGAGGCGGCGGCCAAGUUUGGUCCCAAUAACAAGGCCCUCGAGCAUCGGGAAUUUGUCCAGGUGUAUCAAGAGUACGAGGAUUAUCUGGCGGCGUCGAACCUCCUCGACUAUGACGACCUGCUUCUUCGGUGCGCCGAGCUCCUGCGCAAGAACCCUGACUGCGUGGCCAAUGUCCAGGCCGUUCUUGUGGACGAGUUCCAGGACACGAACCACAUCCAGUACGAGCUGAUGAAUCUGUUCGCGUGCCGGAAUCGACGCAUCACCGUCGUCGGCGAUCCCGAUCAGAGUAUCUAUGGUUUUCGGUCGGCGGAGAUCAAGAACCUUGACCGUAUGCAGAAGCUGUACCGCGACACGUCGGUCGUGCUGCUCGAGGAUAAUUAUCGGUCGUCCGGGUCGAUUCUGAGCUCGGCGCAGGAUGUCAUCGAGCAGGACUCGUCGCGGCCGGCGAAGAAAUUGCAGCCGACGCACAGCGUGGGAACUAUGCCGGUACUGCGCAAGUUGCCGUCGGCGGAGGCGGAGGCGCAAUGGAUUGUGAUGGAGAUUCGACGGGGCAUGGCCAUGUCAGGAAAGUUGUUAAACUACUCCGACUACGCCAUUUUGCUUCGCUCGGCGGCGCUUUCGCGGCAGAUCGAGUCGGAGAUGGGGAAGCAGGGAAUACCGUACAAGAUGGUCGGGGGGCUGAGGUUCUUCGAUCGCGUCGAGAUCAAGCUGCUUCUGGAUUACUUGAGGGUUAUAAGUCAACCCGGGAAUGCUGAUGCGCUGUUACGGGUCAUCAAUGUACCCUCGCGGAAGAUCGGCGAGGAGACGAUUCGGACUCUUCUGAGUAGUGCGGAGAAAGCACAGAAAACUCUCUGGGACUUCAUCAAGGAUGUAGCGCAAGGUCGCAGGUCGACCGAGAAACCCCUGUCCAAACCCAGCAACCAAGGUCUUUGCACAUUGGUAGGCCUCAUCGAGUCGUCACGGCAGAAGCUCCAGGACUAUGAGGAUGGCUCGGCUCCGCGGAAACUUCUCGACUACGUGAUCAAAAAGUUGUCAUUUCGGGACUUUCUUACGACGACCUACGGUGCAAACGAGGAGAAUCGAUGGGCUAAUGUGGAGGAGCUUUUGAACCAAGCGGACGAUACGGCUGGAUCCGAGCAGGAGGAGCCACCGGACGACAGCCUCCCCGAAAUCCAAGGCCUUGAGCAGCAACAAGCUCAUGCGGGAGAAGAGGCACUGUCCCGGUUUCUGGCGAAUGUAGCUUUGUCUACGGAGGUCAAGCCGCAGGAAGCGAAGGGACUUGAAUGGCCGGUGGUGUUUGUGCCGGCCGUGUGCAACGGCGUCAUUCCUCACUCGCGUGCAGAGGACUGGGACGAGGAGCGACGACUGCUCUACGUGGCCAUGACUCGCGCGCAGGCCUUGCUGUAUCUGAGUUGUCCUCGUCAGCAGGCCCGAACCGACGAAGAGACGAGCGUGUCGACGUUUCUUCCGGAUGCGCUCGUUGAGUCGCGCUUUCGAGCUGUUGGACCCAACUUGCAGGAAAAGAUCAUCUAUGGGAUCGCAGACAUCCUGCGGCGCCCGAGGCCGUCCAACGAGGCGAUGAUCCAAGGCCAAGUCUCGCUGCCUUCCGUGCACGAUGAUCGCUGGACGGCGGAGGGCGAGGAGGCUGCCGACGCCGUGUUCCGAUGGGAUGGUUCACGAGCAGUGGAGGGAGUUGAAGAGCCCUGCGCAAAGAGACGACGAUAUGAUUCGGAACAAUGGUCGACCACACUGGCUGCCACAACCAUGUCAACAUCGGCAUACACCAUGGGAGGUUCGAAUUACAGUGCGCCGCCUACAACCAUGUCGCUUGGCUUCUCGACCGCUCGCCAGUAUAUCGCGACCAACCCAGCAGCCACCGACCAGAACUCGCAGCCAUCGUCCAAGUCCGACAGCAGCAAGCCCAAGCCCAAGCCCCCCAGCGCCGGGGGUCCAGGCCGCCAAUCCGACGGCCUGACUCAGAAGAGCAUUUCGCGGUUCUUCGGCCAGCCUUCGUCCUCCGCCCCAACCCAACCGAGAAGCAGCGAAUCGACACCGACAGACCGCCAGAUGCUGAGCCAGGGCAACAGCCGAAGGGGCGUCCCGGGGGGAGCGGCCCACGCCGCGUCGUCCAAUCCGGGGUUCAAAAGCGUCAUCCCCAGGCAAUAUUCGACUUAUCGACCGCAACCACAGCGACUGCAACCCACCCGACCGGUUCUCGAACCUUCGGACCCGAAUCGUUACACGUGGCUGGGGGCGUCGUCGUCGCUGUCGCAGCCCGCGCCGGAGAAACCGAUAAUGCGCGGCGGUCAAGAAAAGGGCGGCAAAGAAAUGUCCGACCAGAGCGAGGCAAAAGAAGGAGGGUGGGGAGCAAGCGAGGUUAAAAGGUCUGAGCAAGAGUCGGCCCCCGGCGUUCGCCCAGUGACCACGUAUCACACGACCACGAUGUCCCUGGUCCAAGGGGGGUCGGGCCUACCGCCUCCGCGACGAACGUUAGGGAUUCGCCGGAGUAUGAACGGAUGGGAGGAACGGAUGAAGAGGGCAGGUAAUGAACAGUCUCGAUAACGAGUCGGUUGGACGGACGAGACCCUCGACGGGGAGACGGAGGGGAGAGGGGGGAAGAGGAUCCGGAUGCCCCGUUUGGAUCUGGUGAACCUGGCAGACGAAACGGGGCAUCUGAUAGGCGCCUUGUUUUUUGGGCGGCUUGUCCUGAUUCGGGGGUACCACGACAUAUACCUAGGUACAUGGUGUCUAGUCCUUAAUUCUGCUAUGUACCACUACUUCUCCGUAAGUACUCCGCCGAUAAAAGCACGG
Aspergillus steynii IBT 23096 is the source of this 3481-nucleotide messenger RNA. Its product is annotated as ATP-dependent helicase. NCBI's taxonomy places the organism in Eukaryota, Fungi, Ascomycota, Eurotiomycetes, Eurotiales, Aspergillaceae. Gene Ontology annotation, cellular component: nucleus. The transcript has 3 exons. Gene Ontology annotation, biological process: recombinational repair. The record is from RefSeq and is a predicted model, not a curated record. The coding region runs from base 182 to 3232 and encodes 1016 amino acids. Gene Ontology annotation, molecular function: hydrolase activity; ATP binding; DNA binding.